This is a messenger RNA of Solanum verrucosum, 573 nucleotides long. RefSeq lists its product as uncharacterized. The record is from RefSeq and is a predicted model, not a curated record. The coding region runs from base 1 to 573 and encodes 190 amino acids. NCBI's taxonomy places the organism in Eukaryota, Viridiplantae, Streptophyta, Magnoliopsida, Solanales, Solanaceae. Gene Ontology annotation, molecular function: nucleic acid binding; zinc ion binding. The transcript is spliced from 2 exons.
AUGUUUGAAGAUGCCUUCAUGGGGCAUUUAUUUCCUCGUGAACUAAGAGUGGCAAAGGUAAGGGAAUUCCUCACUCUUAACCAGGAAUCCAUGAGUGUGCAUGAGUACAACCUCAAAUUCGCCCAACUUUCUCGUUACGCUCCGAUGAUGGUUGUUGAUAUGAGGAGUAAGAUGAGUCUGUUUGUGUCUGGGUUGUCUCGCAUGUCAAUCAAAGAAGGUAAGGUUGCGAUGUUGAUAGGGGACAUACAACAGAAGAGUAAUCCAAGCCAGCCAUCUUUUCAGCAAAAGCCAAAUAGACCAACUUCAUCGUAUGUUAGUGCACCUGCACCAAGGAACAAAAGUGAGUUCAAGGAUCAAAAUUCUCAAAACUUCAGAGAUAGAUCUGCACAGUCUCAACGUAGUGUGGCACAAAGAGGUAAUGGGACUCCUGCGUGUGCUAAGUGUGGUAGGAACCACCCAGGAGCGUGUCGUGAUGGUUCAACUGGUUGUUUCAAGUGUGGUCAGAAUAGUCACUUCAUGAGAGAGUGCCCAAAGAAUAGGCAUGGAGGUGGUAAUGGAGGCAAUAGAGCCUAA